CGCAUUGCAAAAGGUUGAGCAUGUCGACAAGAAUUACUUGCUUCCUUCUCCUCAAGAGAUCUCUUUUGGUGAUUACUCAGUACUUAUGGUUUUGCUUCAAUUGGUCCCACUAUUAAAAUUGAGUAGCUCUUGCCUCUUGGAAAACAGAGGAAUGGGCCUGUAAUUAUUAUUUUUGUAGCUCUUUCAUUGGUUACACUUGGCCACUAUUAGGAGUUGUGUUUUAGCGAGUCACCAUCCAAAGGUCUCCGAGUGCUUACAUCCUCUUUCCUCCUCUUAUUCGCAUUGCAAAAGGUUGAGCAUGUCGACAAGAAUUACUUGCUUCCUUCUCCUCAAGAGAUCUCUUUUGGUGAUUACUCAGUACUUAUGGUUUUGCUUCAAUUGGUCCCACUACUAAAAUUGAGUAGCUCUUGCCUCUUGGAAAACAGAGGAAUGAGCCUGUAAUUAUUAUUUUUGUAAAGCUUGGGAAUGUGGCAAUAUCAUUUUUGUUCCUCCCAAAAACAGUCUAUACGUGUUGCUGAGACUGAGGGUCGACAUCUUUGUGAACAGAGACCAUAUAUUGUUAGUCGAGAUCCAAGAUAAGUAUCCUUUCUAAUGAUUGUUAUUUUUUUCUAAUGAUUGUUAUUCUAGUUCGCAAGUCUUCGUAAAUUUGUUUUGUAACGUUUGUCGAUAUGAUUUGUAAUGUCUCUCAAUUGGAUUUGUAAACACUAUAAUAUUAACCAAUUGUAAAUUUCUAUAUCAGUAAAUAUCAAGGAUUGCGAAAAUCGUGCCAGAAAUUGUACUGUAAAAGUCACCGGUAUGAUUUUUUGUACCGGUACCGUGAUUUAACCGAAAUUCAACCAUUUUAUAACGGUAAAAUCACCUACAGAUUUAGGUUCUAGUAUAAGCUAUUUCCGGUUUGACCGCCAAUACGAUUUUACAAACACGACCCUGUCAAGAAAGGACCAAGAUAGGAACCCUUUCAAGAAAAGCUUUGUUGGUCUUUGAAAAGGAUCCAGAAGGUUUGGUUUAUACUUCGUUUCUGGGUGUAACUUCUGCAGUUUCUUUAAAUUCUGGCAGGUGGAGUUUGGUGAGGAAAGUGUAAAAAGAGUGAAAGAUAAGGAAACAAUUGAAUGCAACCUUCACUAACGUUUUGCACUUUUGUUUCAGCAAGUGAGCAUAAUGUUUGGUUUGACAUAAUAAAAUUUUGUCAGUGACAUGCUUUCACUUUGGGUUGGUGAAGUUUGGUGAAGAAAGGUGUCUUAAAAGAGAGAACAAGUAGUAGUCAGUACAUAAGGAUGACAGCCCAACCUUCACCCUCUCAAGUCAUUGCCAGUCAGUAACAUCAAAAGACACAAACAGAUUUCCUUCCUAGUUAUGGCAAUGGCUGAAAUGGACAGCUCUAGGAAUACUGUCCUUUCUGCCAGGAGUGCAUUGAAGGCAAGCUUAGAGAAUUCAAGAGCUCUUACUGCAGCACUGCAUAAAACUGGACAGAGAGUGGAUCGCAUUGGACAGAGCCUACCUCGUUUGGAAGCUGCAGUGAGGCCUUCCCCAGCUCAGAAAUGCACAUUUGUGGCGAUCGCAGACCAUGUCGAUCGUGCAGUUGGGCCUGCAGAAGCCGUGCUGAAAGUUCAUGGUUCGAUUCAGGAGCUCCAGAAGUCUCUGGUCUCAGCAGAUCCAAGUUCUGAUCUUUAUGCGUAUCUUUCCUACGUGAAGCAGCUGGAGGAAGCGUUGAAAUUUCUAGCUAACAACUGCGGGCUAGCAAUUCAGUGGCUGCAGGACAUGCUACAGUUCCUGGAGGACAAUUCAGUUUCCCGUGAGCCGUACAUUUCCAAUGUCAGGAAGUCCUUGAGAAUCCUGCUGGAGUUGCAAGCCACUGAGAGAAGGGCUCGAUUCGAUGGUGGUGUUCUGAUUGAUGCAUUUAGGAGGCUCGAGAGGGAAUUCGAGCAGCUUCUUGUGGCGAAUUCGGUUCCUGUUUCUUUGGUUCUUUGCUCAUCAAAGAAAAAGCCCUUCAUUGCUCCCCCAGCUCUCCCUGUGGCUGUCAUUGAGAAACUUCAAGCCAUCACAGAGAGACUGGGUGCUAGCAACAGGCUAUCAUGGAUUACAACAGCAUAUGUCGAGGUCCGGGUUUCAAAUGCAAAAAGAAGUUUGGAAGGGAUUGAUCUGACUUACCUUGUGAAGCAAGUAGCUGGGUCUGAAGAUGUGCAAGAAGUACAGGGCUGGAUUAAUCAGUGGUCCGAUCACUUGGAGUUGAUUAUCAAGAAUAUCUUUGAGGUUGAAUUCAACCUUAGCAAAGAUGUUUUUUGCAAAACUGGAUCAUCUUCGGACUUUUCAACAGGUUGUUUUACAAAGAUCGCCACAGAGUCUGGAAUCCUGUCAUUCCUUCAGUUUGGAAGAAAAGUGACCGAGUGUAAGAAGGAUCCCAUCAAGCUCUUGAAGCUGCUUGAUAUCUUUGCAGCUCUGGAUAAUCUGAGAGGUGAUUUCAACAGGCUUUUUGGAGGGACAUCCUCGCUCGACAUCCGUACCCAGACGAGGAGCCUCAUCAAGAGCGUUGUGGAUGGCAUCUGUGAAAUUUUCUGGGAGCUUACAGAUGAAGUUUCAAGGCAAAGACAAAGCUUGCCUCCUUCAAAUGGCAGUGUUCCGAGACUGGUGAGCUUUGUCACAGAGUAUUGCAAUGAAUUGCUUGGAGAUAAGUACAGGCCAUUGCUAGAGAAAGUUGUGAUGAUCCAUCAAAGCUGGAAAAAGGAGAAGUACCACGAUCAGCUCCUUACCAGCCAAAUCUGCUGUGUGGUAAAAGAAAUCGGCCUCAACUUGGAUUCAUGGUCAAAAGCACAUGUGGAUGCCACACUAUCUUUCCUCUUCAUGAUGAACAAUCACUGCCACUUUAGCAAUCUCAGGGGCACAAAGCUUGGAGAUCUGAUGGGAGAUUCCUGGUUGAAGGCGCAUGAACAGUACAAGGAACAUUUCAUGGCUCUUUACUUGAGAGAAAGCUGGGGGAAGGUGGUUGCCAUUCUUCGCCCAGACGGCAGCCAAGUUUAUUCAUCUCCUGCAAAAGUACCCAACAGUGAUUCUAUCAAAAGAGGGUACAAAGCAUUCAAUGAGGCGUUUGAUUACAUGUACCAGAAGCAGUCCAGUUGGGUUGUCCCUGACCAGAACUUGAAGCUGAGAAUCUGCAAGCUCUUGGUUCAGUCUCUGGUACCUGUCUACAGAAACUAUUUACAGAACUAUAAACUUCUGAUGGAGGAAAAUUCUAGCUCCAAAAAGCAUAUCAGAUACACAGCACAGGGUCUGGAAACCAUUCUGAGCUCUUUGUUCCAGCAAAAGGUGACAAAAUAUAGGCGCAACAGACACGCAUACUGGAUUGGCAAGAUCAAAGAUGCUAUGACAGAUAAUUUCAGACCGACAUUGAUGGCUGUCUGACGUAUUUGAUUUAACUUUCUCUGACAAUUUCAUUUGUAUAUCCGACAAGCAAAAUGUACAUAACUGGAAGUUCUGUAGCUUUACACCAUAUACUCCAAAAGAAUAAAUCUACCAGUCAAUCUUGAAGGUUGAAAAAUGCAGCAGCGGUGAUUUGUAAGUUAAGGCAUUCAGUACAUCUAAUGAUAUAUUAGGGAAGGAAUAAAACUUAUACAACCUCAUUUUUCAAUUUUCAUAGAAGUCUGAACCAAAGCACCAAAUAACAAAAUCUGGUAGAUAGGUCAGCAAAAGUUGUUUACAUCUCAUCUCUACAAGGAAUGCUAAAGGGACCAUAGUAAAUUGAUUUGUUACAAUCUUCUCAAACUUAUCUGCUUCAACUGUUUCACUUUCUCAAAAGCUGGAGCUUGAUAAUUUUUCUCCACUUCCCAUGCCAGCUGGGACAUGCCAUUGAAGGAUGACUUAGCUCCUUUCUCAUCAGUAACUUCUCUUGGGAACGGGAUUCGGACAUCGAAAGAGUCCUUCUCAGUAGAGGUAAGUCGCACAUCAAAACCUAGCCUAUCAAUCCAUAUCAUCUUUGCUUCAGAAACCUGAAACAGGAAGUCAGAAUUCAUGAGCACAACUGGCAGAUAUUGGGGAAAUAGAGCGAACACUAGAGACAAAAAUUUCCCUGCUAGGAGUGACUAAAUAAAGCAGAAGCUUCACUUUUGCACAGCCAUCCCUACAGUGAUGGCUGUCCUUUUUCAUACAUAUCAAGCCAUACUAUGCAACGUCGCAGAGAUAUAUAAUAUGCUAAAAAAAUGCAUAUAAUGAA
This is a messenger RNA of Linum trigynum, 4204 nucleotides long. The record is from the annotation of a GenBank genome assembly. NCBI's taxonomy places the organism in Eukaryota, Viridiplantae, Streptophyta, Magnoliopsida, Malpighiales, Linaceae.